Messenger RNA from Acanthochromis polyacanthus (spiny chromis), 9331 nucleotides. It is a transcript of the gene mdga2a, whose product is annotated as MAM domain containing glycosylphosphatidylinositol anchor 2a. NCBI's taxonomy places the organism in Eukaryota, Metazoa, Chordata, Actinopteri, Pomacentridae. Gene Ontology annotation, cellular component: plasma membrane. The record is from RefSeq and is a predicted model, not a curated record. Gene Ontology annotation, molecular function: protein binding. Gene Ontology annotation, biological process: homophilic cell-cell adhesion.
UCCACCGACAAGUCGACCGGACUGACCGCUUCUCCUUCUUCUUCGCCGCCGGAGCUCACGGCAGCACCGCGGCACCACGGAGCUCCUCCCCGGCCUGAAGGGCCGCGACGAGCCGCGGACAGGACGCGGAGCCGCGCCGCUUCUCCUCCGGACGGUGAUGGAUGUUCCGGUGCUGACCGAAAGACCAGCCGCCCGGUGGACUCCGCGGACCGGUAGCGGGGACCUGUGAGCGCCGAGGGUGUUUCUGCUGAAUUCCGUGUUUUUCUCCACAAUGUCACCACCAAGGAGACGCUGAGCUCCGGUUCCGCUCGUCAGCUGUUCCGUUAACGGUCGCUCCGGUAUGAGCAGCACCGGACCUGCCCGUCACAUCUGACCGGGCUGUGAGGGGGUGGCGGCGGGCUGCUGCUGCUGCUGCCGCCGCCGGGGACACGGACAGGACCCGUGGAUGAGAACCGGUGACGGGGCCGGACGGUGCGCGGAGGGACGCCGGUCGGAGCGGAGGAGGAGGCGGGAGGAGCAGCGGCGGGGAACCGAACCGACGAGCACAUCCCCGGAGGGAGAGACGAUGUGAAGAUGGGUUUAGUCUUCGGUCUCCUGUGGCUCUUUACCGGCGUCCUGCGGUGCGUGCACGGCCAGGGCGUGUACGCGCCCCCCUCAGUGCGGAUCGUUCACUCCGGUCAGACCUGCAGUGUGGAGGAGGAACGAUACAGCGAGAGAGUUUACACCAUCAGAGAGGGAGAGACUCUGGAGCUGCAGUGUCUGGUCACCGGACACCCACGGCCUCAGAUCCGUUGGACGAAGACGGCCGGCGGCGCUUCGGACCGUCAGGGCGACUCGUCUCUGCACAACGACACUCUGAAGAUCGAGACCAUCAGCCGGCACCAGGGAGGACGGUACUACUGCAAGGCCGACAACGGGCUGGGAUCCCCGGCCAUCCGCUCCAUCCGGGUCGACGUCUACUACCUGGAUGAUCCGGUCAUCACCGUCCAUCAGAGCGUCGGAGAGUCGAAGGAGCAGUUCUACUUCGAGAGGACGGUGUUCCUUCGCUGCGUGGCCAACUCCAACCCACCUGUCCACUACACCUGGAGGAGGGGGAGGGAGGUUCUGUCUCAGGGCUCCGACUCCGGGGUGGAGAUCUACGAGCCCUUCUUCACCCAGGGAGAGACGAAGAUCCUGAAGCUGAAGAAUUUGCGCCCGCAGGAUUACGCCGACUACACCUGCAUCUCCUCCGUCAGAAACGUCUGCGGCAUCGGAGAUAAAAGCGCCAGAUUCAAUCUGAACAACAGAACAGCUCCUCCCUCCAUCAAACUGCUCCUGGACGACCCCCUGGUGGUGAAUAUAGGAGAAACCAUCACACUGGUCUGUGUGGCGUCCGGCGGCGACCCCCCUCCCAGCCUCAGCUGGGUGAGGCCGGGGGGGGAGCUUCCCAGGAGGAGCCUGUUGAAGGGCGGGACCCUGACCAUCCCCGCCGUCACCGUGGACGACGGCGGUGCCUACAGCUGCGUGGCGUCCAACAACGUGGGAAACCCGGCCAAGAAGUCCAGCACCAUCCUGGUCCGAGGUCUCCGUAAAGGUCGUUUCUGGAUAACUCCCGACCCGUACCACAACGACGACAACAUCCAGAUCGGCCGUGAGGUGAAGAUCAGCUGCCAGGUGGAGGCGACGCCACCGGAGGAGCUUCAGUUCAGCUGGCUGAAGAACGGAAGACCUCUGAAGAGCUCCGAGAGGAUGGUCAUCACCCACACCGACACCGAGGUCUCACCGGGAACCACCAACCUCGACAUCAUCGACCUCAAGUUCACCGACUUCGGAACCUACACCUGCGUGGCGGCGCUGAGGAACGGAGGAACCCCCGAGAUCAGCAUCGACGUCAACAUCUCCUCCACCACAGUUCCUCCGGAGCUCACCGUCCCUAGGGGGCGCUCUCACCUCAUCGCUCAGGAGGGCGACACCGUGGAUCUACAGUGUCUGGUCUCAGGGAAACCCAAACCCAUCAUCCUGUGGUCCCGGGUGGAGGAGAGCGGUUCGGCAGUGGCGGCGGUGCUGCUGAUGCCUGACGGUUCGGCUCAGAUGGAAAGUUACGACGGAGUUCUGAGGAUCACCAACGUGAGCCGGGACAUGAGCGGAACCUACCGAUGCCAAACUAGCCAGUACAACGGCUUCAACGUGAAGCCACGAGAGGCGCUGAUCCAGCUAGUGGUGCAGUUUCCUCCGGUCGUGGAGCCGGUGUACACGGAGAUCCGUCAGGCACUCGGCCGGGCGUUCAGCCUCACCUGCCGCCUGCUGCGAGCUCAUCCUGCUCGACUCCUAAGAUAUGAGUGGAAACUCGGCACUCGGCUGCUGACCGUCGGACAGUUCAGCGACCAGAAGGAUGACACGAACUACCACGUGAGAGCUCUGAACCGGGAAGGAUAUGGCGAGUACACCUGUGAUAUCACCAAUGAGGCGGGAGCGGGGCGCUGCACCUUCCUUGUCACAGGUAAGGCCUACGCUCCAGAGUUCUACUACGACACCUACAGCGCUCUGUGGCAGAACCGGCCUCGAGUUUACGGCUUCAAGCUGCAGUGGACCCAGAUGGAGCCCAACGCUGUGGACCGAAUCCUGGCCUACAGACUGGGCAUUCGGCAGAUGAGUCAGUCUCGCUGGUGGGAGCAGGAGAUUCCAAUGGAGGGAACCAUCCAGAAGGGGGAGCUGUUGACCUACAACCUGACGGAGCUGGUCAAACCUGAGUCCUACCUGGUCCGCCUCACACCCAUCACCCGCUACGGCGAGGGCGACGCCACCGAACGCAUCAUCACCUACAGCGCUCCUGUUAACCCACAUCUCAGGGAGUUCCAGUGUGGCUUCGAGGACGAGGCGUUGUGUUUGUUCUCUCAGGACAAAACCGAUGAGUUCGACUGGACUCGUCACAGCGCCGCCACACGGGACACGAAAUACACCCCGAACACGGGACCGAGCUCGGACCACACCGGCUCCAAGCAGGGGUUCUACAUGUACAUCGAGACAUCCAGGCCCCGGUUGGACGGAGACAAAGCUCGUCUUCUGUCUCCGACCUUCAACAUGAACGCUAAGAGCUCCAGCAGCGGGCCGUCCUACUGCUUCUCCUUCUACUACCACAUGUACGGGAAGCACAUAGGAGCGCUGAACGUUUUCCUGCGACAGAAAGGCCAGACAGUGACAGACACUUCGGUCUGGAGUCUGACCGGUAACCAAGGAGACCGCUGGAGGCAGGCCAAGGUCAACAUCCAGCCAACCACAGCCUUCCAGAUGGUGAUGGAAGGUGUCCGAGGUGCCGGAAUCGAAGGAGACAUCGCCAUCGAUGACGUCACCAUCGAGGAGGGGAAAUGUAAAGACCCGCCCCCCAACAACCUACGGUCGCUCGCCCCGCCCUCGUCGCCCCAUAUAUGGCAGCUCUGCAUCACUUUGAGUCUGGCUCUGAUUGGCCGGCAGAGGUGACCCCGCCCCCCUCUACAGGACGCCACGAUCUCUGACUCUCUUCCCCCUCCCCCUCCCUCUUCAUCAUCAUCAUCAUCACCAUCACUUUUAACCCCUCGACUACCAAAGAUCCGGUCCGAGCUGCAGGUUUGUUGUUUCUCUGAAGGAUUCUGGGAGUUCAGCGAUGAUGUAAUGAGCAGAUCGAGUGCUGAUUGGCUGACAGGUUGAAGAAGGAAGUGGAAAGGUUCAUCUCAGUAACAUUUGAAGCUCCAGGACUCAAACCUUCAGUGUUUUCUGCCGGAAAAAUUAAAAAUAACAACAGCAGCUACAGGCCAGGACUGAGAUUACAGCCUACAGUAAUCAGAUUACUUUUACCAGAGUAUUUACUCUGAUGUCAAACAACAAACUAUAAGUUUAGGUUCACUAUAAUAAAAAAUACACUGUAAAAAACAUGUUUUUAACAGAUAAUUACCAAAAAACUUCUAAUAAAGAGAAAUUAUUUAAGCUGUAAUGAAACAAACAGUAAUUUGUUCUUUUCUGUAAAAUGACACCAUUUUUACUUUAUUAAAUUAGGAAAAUGCAAUAUUUUAACAUAUAUUUUCCCAUAAUCAGAUUAGAUCAUUUUUUUAACUGUUAUUUUACAUAUUUUUACAGUUUGUUGUUUUUAAUUGGAGAACAUCUCUUUUAAAACCACAAACUUCUUUUAAAAAUGUACACGUUGACCCCCAAAAAACAGUUUAAAUAAUAUGCACAUCAAAAAUCUGUAUUAUUAUUUAAAAAAAACACAGCAGAUGAACAUGAAAUUAUUCAGGUUUACUGUAUUUAAAUAUGCGAAAAAUAUCAUUAUUUUACAGAUAUUUGCUGCUGUUUUCAUGGUUUUUCCAGUUGUUAUGGUUUCAUUCUUCCACAGUUUGUUUUUCUGCCGUCUUGCUGCUGGAUUUUUUUUUUUAAACAGGGAAAAUCUGUAUAAUAACAACUGAAAAAUUCUCAGUUUUUCAGAUUUAAAGUAAAUAACAUGGUGUAAUUUUACACUCAAACUUGACAAAAGCACUAAUUAGUUUUUCAGUUUUGGCCAAAAAACUGUUCAAGUAAUCCAAUUAUCUCGAUUGGACUUUUUAUUUUUGCACAUUUUUUAUACUCUUUCUUCUGAAACUCUGACAUCCUGCUGCUCUGGCUGUCCCUGAACACAUCACUGGGAAAAACCCUCUAUUGACAAUCUCAAAAUUUUAAAUAAUUUCAUUUCAUUUCUUCUCAAAAGUUUGUCUUAAAAAUGAUGAUUUUCAUUUGAGGAGUCACAAUUUCAAGCUUAGAUUUUUUUGAUUUAAUCAUUUCACCUGAAUUUAUAAUUUUGACAUAAAUAAUAAGUUUUCAUUUUGACUUAUUUUCCAAUAAUAUCGACUUAAUUUAGAAUUAUUAGACUUUAAGGAACAGAUUUCUGUUCAGAAAUGAGUCAUUUUUGUCUUAUUUUUUAAUUUUGGCUUCAUUUUGAUGUUAUUUUCGUCUGACUUAAAAAGUAAUAACUUUUUAUUUCAUACAUAACAGCUGGUAUGACUUUAUCAUUAUUUUGUCUUAAAAUGUCACUUAGCACAUUUUCUCAUAUUUCCGAUUAAUUUGGUCAUUAUUUUGAUCAGAAAAUGCCAGUUUUUGCUUAUUUGCAUAGUUUUGGCUUCAGCUCCGACUGUCCUUGAACGCAUCACCAGGACGUUAAUUUUGAUUUUCCAUCUUCAGCUUCAGUUUCCACUAAAACUCUUUGACUAUUCAGACUCAGAGUGUUUAUAAAACAGGAGAAAACAGUUUGAAUGUCGACCUCCAUCCUCCAUCCUCCAUCCUCCAUCCUCCAUCCUCCAUCCUUCAUCCUCCAUCCUCCAUCCUCCAUCCUUCAUCCUCCAUCCUCCAUCCUCCAUCCUCCAUCCUCCAUCCUCCAUCCUCCAUCCUUCAUCCUCCAUCCUCCAUCCUUCAUCCUCCAUCCUCCAUCCUCCAUCCUCCAUCCUCCAUCCUCCAUCCUUCAUCCUCCAUCCUCCAUCCUCCAUCCUUCAUCCUCCAUCCUCCAUCCUCCAUCCUCCAUCCUCCAUCCUUCAUCCUCCAUCCUUCAUCCUCCAUCCUCCAUCCUCCAUCCUUCAUCCUCCAUCCUCCAUCCUUCAUCCUCCAUCCUCCAUCCUCCUCCUCACUGCCUCCACAGAUCAGCUGUACUGUAUCGGGACGUGGACGGAUUUUAAACGUACUUUGACGUAGGUCUGUCCGUCUGAGGAGGAGAGUUCGGCCUCUGCCACGACAUCAAGUGCCUUCAGACUCGGAGGGAAACAGAACUUUUGGGCCGAGGAACCGAGAAGAACCGGCGGGAAAAUCGAGCAGUUUGAAUAUGCAGAGAAACACUUUCCUACUUUUACUUUUUUCUUUUUGUUUUGAGACGAAAACAUCGUUGGACAGCGUUUAAAUGAAAAAAAACAUCAAUGAAGAAGAAGAAGAAGAAGAAGCCAUGGACACAGACUGAAGCUCUCAGAUUCGUUUAAAGACUAAGAAUCUGGAUGCUGGACUUGAACUGAAGCGUUUGGUGUGUCAGAACUAUUUUAAUAUUUAAACUCCGAGACCAUCAGUUACCUUAAAACAGCUUCUGGAGCGACAAGGAGAAACGAAAUGUAAAAUCAAAUCUUCUAUUGUUCCUAUGAUAUCCUAAAGACCGAGGGGGGGGGAACGUCCUUUAAACUCCAUCCUUUAUUCUCUUAGUUCAGUUCAUAUCGGUUUCAGUUCCAGGAUUUGUGGGAAAAAAGUCUUUUAACAGAGUUUGAUAAACGUCACGCUGGGAAAAUAUUUCUAUUAAAGGAACCGUUUGAAGAACAAAAAGCACAAAAACACCAUUUAGUUCCUCCCAUGUACGGAAACACCUGUAGGACAAAUUUACUGAUUCAUCACCUUCACGUCAUACAGGUAUGGAAGCCCAUUUGUGCCAAGAAGAGAAAAAAUAUUGAAAAAGUUACAUUUUUUUUACAUAAACUCUCAAGUUAGCAUAAUAAAUAAUAAAAAUACAUGAUAAAUAAUGAAACUACUCCCCUUCAGUUACAAAUGAAGCCUUUGAGAAUUUUAGUAAAUCAGAAAAUAUGAAGUUUAACUGACUUCUGAUGUAAAAAUUAGGAUAUUGAUUGAAGAAAUCACACAUUUUUACAAACAUUUUUAGAAUCUUGGUUUCAUUUUGUCCUUAUUUUGUCUUAAAAGUAACUGGUUGUGCUUUUUGCUUUAAUAAUAUUAUUUUAAAAGUACUAACGUUUACUAACUAUAGUAUAGUUGGCUUGAUAACGUUCUUCUUUUUUUAGCUCACGUAUUAAGUUGGAAUUUUCACAGUUACAUAAUCAUGCAGCCAAGGAAUAAAUAUCUACUGACAAUCUCAAAAGUUUUACUGAUUUAAUUUGUCAUAGAUUUGAGUUACUCUCAAAUUUUGUCUUAAAAAUAAUUUUUCUUUGAAGAAGUCACAAUUUUGAAUUCACGUUUUACCUAAAUGCAUUAUUUUGGCCUCAAUAAUGAGUCAUAAUUUUGAGCUAUUAUUCCAUUAUGUUGACUUAAUUUAUAAUCAUGAUGAAUUUAAAAAAAAACACAUUUUAAUUUAGUUGUAUUAUUUUGUUUAGAAAUUAAUCAUUUCUGCUUUAUUUUUAUAAUUUUGUCUUAAUUUUAUCGUUAUUUUUGUCUUAUUUUAAUGGUAGGAUUUAAAAAGUGCUAGCUCUUUACAUCAUACAUCAUAGCUGGCUUAAGUUUAUCAUUAUGUUGUCUUAAAAUGUCAUAAUUAUGUCAUUAACUCAUGUUGUUGGUUUAUUAUUUUGAUAAGAAAACUGCCAAUGUCUCACUUGUUUUUAGUUUAGAAAUUUUAGUCAUUUAGUCACUAUAUUUUGACAUGAAUAUGACUCAUUUAGAGUUCUGCUACAAUAAUUUAAUUUAACAUUUCUAACCUGUUUUCAUAAAAACUGAUUUGAUAUUCUCAUUAUUCUGUCUUAAAAAUAAUUUAUUUCCACUUGUAAUCUUGACAUAUUUCCUCCUAUUUUUUGCUUAGUUCCUCAUUUUCACGAUUCACUUCAAAGACUAUUCAGAAAAUAACUGAUUUCUGUCAUUUUAAAGCAAAUUUCUUGUUAUUAUUAUGGUUAUUACCAAUGAGAGACUCUUCAAACUUCAGCAUCUUUGAUUUGCUUUAUUUUGUAGCUUGUUAUUAGGCAUGAAUGGGCUUCCGUACCUCAGCUGGCACACAUGCUGUCACGGUAAAACCACGUAAACUGCCAUUUUAAACCUCGUGGUUUCACAACAUCUGAAAAUGAAACAGAAUUAUUCUGCAGCUCCUGCGACACGACGAGUUUCUGAGCGAAUCGAUCGACACGCCGACGACAUCUGGAGCUGCAGCGACGCGAUUUUAUACGAUUCACGGUUUAUCUUUCCCUGGAAAACAACACGUUUCUUCUCGGUUUUCUUUCCUGAUGCAGUAAAACGGCCUGAUUUCCAUCUCAGCCGCUGUCUCUGAUGAAACCAGGAGCGAUUCCUCUGAUAUCUGUAGCUCCUCUUUGGUGUUUUGUUGAUUCCUUCUCUCCUCCCGUCGAGUUUUUCCGCUGCAGAUGAAGAGCUGAUUGUUCUGCAGCUCCUCUGGGUGUCACUUUAUCCUCGGCUGCAUCGUUAUCACAUUAACUCCACACGAGAAGCACCGUUUGGCUUUACGGGUUUAUUUUUUAUUUUUUGCAAAUGUUUUGAAAAGUGUCCAGAUUCCGGCUGAUUAAAAUCCUGCAGCACAAAUAAGCCUCAUUUAAUCCCGUUCUGCUGAUUCAAACGUAUUCUAAAUGUGCGCUGAAGCCUGGAGAAGAAAGUAAAAACAGAUUUACACGUUUACUUCUUAUGAGAAAAAAAAUCUAAAGCUUAAUGAAGCCACAACUCACUGAACACUGAAAGAUCAGUCAGGAACAUUAAGCUCAGGAAUGCUAAGCAAAGAUGUCUAAGAAUGACUUUAAAGAUGAAUAAUUCUUGAAAGACAGACACUAAAUCCAUUCUUUUUUACUGUAUUUGUACUCUGCUUAAAAAUCAAAGAUUCAAAGUUAAUUUUUCCGCUGAAUCAUAGAGAAUUAAAUUUAAAAAACUGUAAAUGUAAAGUUUGCUAACAGGCUAUUCCGGUAUGCAGACGAUGCAGCUUUAUUUCUGUUGAAUCUGUACAAGCAUUUUCCUUCUGUAAUAAAAAAUAUGAACCAUUUUCUGGAUAUGAAAGGAACAAAAUGCAAUUAAUCUGAAAUAAUCUGACAGAUUUUACUGUCCUGUUGAAACAUGAUUUAAUAAUUCACUUAAAUAUACAAACAAUGUCUGAAGUUAGACGAUUAUUACUAAUUAUUAUUAGAAACAGCAUUUAUAUUUAGAACAUUUUAUCUACAAACAAAUACAACUCAGCAAAUAUGAGCACAGAAAAUGAAAUUACACUAAAAUAAGACAAAUAAGACAAAAUAUAAUUAAUCAGCAAUUAAGCAGUUACAGGAUAAGUGAUACUUAAAAUACAUCCGUUAUUAAAGUACCGGCUUUUUGAGGAUUCGUGCGUGUUUUAAAGCAGACUUUGGUGCCAUUUUGUUUUAGAAAACCACAUAUUUAACAAAUUUUUUGAAAUAAUGCGACAUCUGCAGUGGAGAAACUCGUCGCGGUUUAUUUCCUGAGCUCUGAUCUCUGUGUGUCUGUUGUAGGAUUAUUUUUUGGGGGGAAUAAAUAAAUAAAUGUAAAGUUUUAAAGAAGAAGCCACCAACACGACUCUGUGGAAGAAGAUAUUUUUAUAACUGUGAUUAUUCUCUGCAAUACGUUCUCAGAUCAGUGGGACUGACUGACGGCUACACUGCAUUCUGGUUAUUAUCAUUAAUUAUUAUUAUAUUAAUAAAUACACUGCAAAUGUAACUUUUAA